UCACACCUCUACUUGAUGCGUUCCAUCACGUCACUGUUGAUUUUAUCCGCGUCAUCCAACCGCACUUUUAAAGAACCCCUCAUCAAUUCACAAUAUUCAAAAUUUCAUUCUCAUUUCAUUCACUCUCUCAUUUGGUGUUUUGCUGGUGCAGCGAUUUAUUCAAUUCUCAUUUCAUUUGGAUACCUUUUUGGCGUUAAUUUUCUAAAAGUGAUUAUUUUUUUCGUAGUUGUAAUUGAGCCCAAAAAAAUGUCGUCGUCCAAAAGGAAGCCAUCCGAGGAAGAGGAGUGCGCAGAUUUGGCAAUGAGUAUUCCAGGCCUGGGAAGCCAGUCGAAUCAGCCAAAACCUCGGGUCCUCGGCACAUCUUUUUUCGGCUACGUCCCAGACGCAUUCAGCAUGAAGACACCAAACUUGCCGUCUGAGCGAUCCUCGCAACCAUCGCCGCCAUCAGUAGCUGAUAAAAACAAGACUCCGAAAAAUGACCAAGUAAAUCGAAAGGAAAAUGACCGCAAGCCCGAAGAAAAACAGGAAACAAAUAAAACGGUUGCCAUCUCCGCGCCUCAAGACAACCAGACCCGAGACGACAAACCAGAAGACGACGCAAUGGCGGCCAGGGCUCAAUCCACAACGCCUGUGCGCAAAGUUCCUAUCCACUUGCAGAGUGCUCAGAAUAGACUGUUGAUCAAGAAUGGCAAAGUUGUCAAUGCUGAUGGAAUUCAGGAUGCCGAUGUUUACGUUGAAGAGGGUGUCAUCAAGCAAGUUGGAAACAAUUUGAUUGUUCCUGGUGGAAGUCGAGUGAUUGAUGCAAGAGGAAAGUUUGUCAUUCCAGGAGGUAUCGACACCCACACUCACCUCCAGUUGCCUUUUAUGGGAACGACCACGGCCGAUGAUUUUUACACUGGCACGCGAGCAGCCUUGGCUGGAGGAACAACCACCAUCAUUGAUUUUGUCAUUCCGAGCAAGGGACAAUCGCUCAUUGAGGCUUACAAACAAUGGCGCGAGCGGGCCGAUGACAAAGUAGCCUGUGAUUAUGCUCUGCAUGUUGCGGUCACUUGGUGGUCACCGGAAGUCCAGCAAGAGAUGGAAGAGCUCUGCCGGGAUCAUGGCAUCAACUCCUUCAAAAUGUUCAUGGCUUACAAGGACCUUUGGCAGCUGGACGACACGGAGUUGUUUGAGGCGUUUGAAAGGUGUAAACAAUUGGGAGCCGUUGCUCAAGUCCAUGCUGAAAACGGCGACAUAAUCAAGGAGAACUGCAAAAAACUACUGGCCGCUGGUGUCACUGGGCCUGAGGGGCACGAAUUGUCCCGACCGGAAGAGGUGGAGGCGGAAGCCGUCAAUCGCGCUUGUGUUUUGGCCAAUCAGGUAAAUUGCCCGUUGUACGUUGUGCACGUCAUGUCGAAGAGCGCUGGCCAGGUCAUAGCCGAAAAGCGGCGCGAGGGAAUCGUAGUGUACGGAGAGCCGAUCGCUGCAUCUCUGGCCACAGACGGAAGGAAUUAUUGGCAUACCUGCUGGCGCCAUGCGGCUGCCCAUGUCAUGGGUCCUCCGCUCAGGCCAGACGCCUCGACCCCCGAUUAUUUGAUGGAUCUUUUGGCCAAUGAUGAUUUGAGUUUGACUGGCACGGACCACUGCACUUUCUCAACGGCCCAAAAAGAAAUGGGCAAAGGUGAUUUUACCAAGAUUCCCAACGGCGUAAAUGGCGUCGAAGAGCGGAUGUCACUCGUCUGGGAGAAAGGAGUCGUCUCAGGCAAAAUGGAUCCGUCUCGCUUCGUCGCCGUCACCUCUACCAACGCAGCUAAAAUUUUCAACAUGUAUCCGAAAAAGGGGUGCAUCGAUGUCGGAUCAGAUGCCGACAUCGUCAUUUGGGAUCCUAAACUGGAGCAUACCAUCUCGGUAGCUACCCACCACUCGGCUGUUGAUUUCAACAUUUUCGAGGGAAUGACCUGCCGAGGAGGCCCCGAGUAUGUCAUUGCCAACGGUCGCGUUACAGUCGAUGAAGGCCAAGUGAAGGCCGUCCAGGGCUACGGAUCUUUCAUUCCUACUCCAGCAUUCGCCCCAUUCGUUUAUGACGCUGUCGCCGAGCGCGAAAAGGUUCAUCAAUUGAUUAAAGUGGAGCGCGAAGGCCGUGUCAUUGCUGUGCGCAAUACUGCAGUGGCAGCUGCCCAGCCAUCGGCCACCAACGGCGAAGCCUCCGAGUCCAGCUUGGCGUCGGCCAAUGGCGUCGAAGAAGCCAUUCCUACUGCUGAUCACAGCUUCGUUGCUCACCAGCAUUUCACUCGUCCGCCCACCAGUUCUGGUGGCAGAAAUAUGCAGGACACGACUUUCUCUCUCAGCGCCGAAUAUCCAAAUCCGGCGGAUGAAUCGGACAACAAACGCUCGACGAUUCGAGUCAAAGCGCCACCCGGAGGCCAUUCAACCGGCCUGUGGUAGUCGCGCUAAGACAUGAAAACUUCGCAGCCAUUCAGGCAUGGCUGAUGUCGAAGAAGAGGCAAAGGGUAAGAAGAAUUCGAUCCACGUAAAGAACCCGCCAGGUGGAAAGUCUUCGGGACCGUUUUGGUAGAUGGUGAAACAGGCAACUUUCAAUCGAUUCGGAUCCCCUUCAGCAUUUCUUAGAUUAAAGGGUAGCUUUUUUUUUAUAAUUUUAUUUUUUACUCUUUCUACCAUUCUAUUUCCCAAUACUCCCAUACCUCCGGUAACUACUCACAUCACUUGCAUUGUAAGGUUGUUUUGUUUGGUCAGUGUUGAUUCCUUUUCAAACGGAAUUUGAAUCCAAAUUUUAACGGGAUCGCUUGUUUUCUAGCAUUUUAUGGUAUCAGUUCGUGAACCGCACAAGAUUGUGACGUGGUUGUUUCUUUUUUCCUUAAAAAUAAAUCCCUCUCGCCUCCGCCAACAUUUAUUAGCCUGAAGGCUUAAUAAUCUUUUAUAUUGACUCGUGAUGUGAUCUUCUCUGCGCGACUCAACACCUGCCGCGUGUGCUAUUUUAAUUAGGAAAGUAUAAUGGAAACAGCAUUGAUCUGAAUUUUGACACUCCGAUUCAAUCUCCUCUUUUGUGUGUGCACGUUUUAGCUCUCGUUAAAUACAUACAUUUGGUUGUA
Messenger RNA from Daphnia pulicaria, 3089 nucleotides. It is a transcript of the gene CRMP, whose product is annotated as dihydropyrimidinase-like. Gene Ontology annotation, molecular function: dihydropyrimidinase activity. Gene Ontology annotation, cellular component: cytosol; cytoplasm. The coding region runs from base 16 to 2424 and encodes 802 amino acids. The transcript has 17 exons. Lineage: Eukaryota; Metazoa; Arthropoda; Branchiopoda; Diplostraca; Daphniidae. Gene Ontology annotation, biological process: pyrimidine nucleobase catabolic process. The record is from RefSeq and is a predicted model, not a curated record.